GCCAGAGCUGCCCGCGGCGCCGCGCUCCUGCACGCUCCGGACCUGCCCCCACAGGUGCCAUGACUCAGCCGCCCCAGGAGGGCUUCGACAGGAGCGUGGAGGACGCCCUCAAGUGGAUGAAGGCCGUGCAGGAGCGACUGCAGGUCAACGACAACACCCAGGGGCCCCGGGCGGCCCUGGAGGCCAGGCUGCGGGAGACCGAGAAACUGUGCCAGCUGGAGCCGGAGGGACGUGUGAAGGUGGACCUUGUACUGCAGGCGGCUGAGACCCUCCUGGCGUGCUGCCAUGAGGACCAGAAGCCCCCAGUCCUGGCCCAGCUGAAGGACAUCAAAGCCCAGUGGGAGGAGACGGUCACUUACAUGAUUCACUGUCACAGCCGCAUCGAGUGGGUGUGGCUCCACUGGAGCGAGUACCUGCGGGCUCGCGAUGAGUUCUACCGCUGGUUCCAGAAGAUGACCGUGGCGCUGGAGGCCCCCGUGGAGCUGCAGGUGGGCCUGAAGGAGAAGCAGUGGCAGCUGAGCCAUGCCCAGGUGCUGCUGCACAACGUGGGCAACCAGGCCGUGCUCCUGGACCGGCUGCUGGAGGAGGCGGGCUCCCUGUUCUGCAGGAUCGGGGACCCCAGCGUGGACGAAGAGGCCCAGAAGAGGAUGAAGGCUGAGUACGGGGCGGUGAAGGCCAAAGCCCAGGACAGAGUGAAUCUGCUGGAGCAGAUGACCCGGGAGCAUGAGCGUUUCCAGGCAGAUGUGGACGAGUUCCAGCUGUGGCUGAAGGCGGUGAUGGAUAAGGUGAGCAGCUGUGUGGGACGCAGCUGCAAACUGUCCACCCAGCACCGGCUCUCCAUGCUGCAGGACAUCGCUGAUGAGUUUCCGAGGGCUGAGACAUCCUUGAGGCGGCUGGAGGAGCAGGCCGUGGGCGUCAUCCAGAACACGUCCCCACUGGGUGCAGACGGGAUCGCCGAGGAGCUGGAGGACAUGCGCAGGGUUCUGGAGAAGCUGCGUGUCCUCUGUGGGGAGGAGGAGGGCCGGCUGCAGGGCCUGCUCAGGUCCAGGGGAGCCUGUGAGAAGCAGCGGCGGCAGCUGGAGACCGAGCUGGGAGAGUUCCGGAAGGACCUCCAGAGGCUGGCCGAGGAGGGCCUGGAGCCCCCCACGAAGGCGGGAACCGAGGACGACCUGGUGGCCCGCUGGAGACGCUACUCGGCGACACGGAUGGCCCUCGCGGCCGAAGAGCCCCGGGUGGCCCGGCUGCAGGCCCAGCUGAAGGAGCUCAUCGCCCUCUCCUGUGAGCCGCAGCCGCUCUCCGACAGCGUGGUCGCCGCCCUCCAGGAGUUCCAGAGCCUGAAGGGGCAAAGCGCCAAACUUCACAAUGCCACAGGGCUGGAGCUGUGGCAGCGUUUCCAGCGGCCCCUACAGGAUCUGCAGCUGUGGAGGGCCCUGGCGCAGAGGCUCCUGGACAUCACCGCCAGCCUGCCAGACCUGCCCGCCAUUCACACCUUCCUGCCCCAGAUUGAGGCGGCGCUGGCCGAGAGCUCGCGCUUGAAGGAGCAGCUGACGGGGCUGCAGCUGAAGAAGGACUUGCUGCAGAGCAUCUUCGGCCCGGACAGAGCCGCGGCCCUCCUGGAGCAGGUGGCGAGCUCUGUGCGGGACAGGGACCUGCUGCACAACAGCCUUCUGCAGAGGAAAAGCAAGCUGCAGAGCUUGCUGGCCCAGCACAAAGAUUUUGGGGCUGCUUUUAAGCCCCUCCAGAAGAAGCUCUCGGACCUCCAAGAGAGGGUCCAAACCGAGAAUGGGCUUCAGCAGGACCUUCCUCGCAAACAGGCCCAGCUCUCGAGGUUGCAGGGGCUUCAGGAAGAAGGCCUGGACCUGGGGGCACAGAUGGAGGCCCUGAGGCCUCUCAUCCAGGGGAACCCCAGCCACCAGCACAAAAUGGACCAGCUUUCCACCAACUACCAGGCCCUGCAGAGAUCUCUGGAGGACCUCACGGACAGGUGCCAGCAGGGCGUGCGGGAGCACUGUACCUUCUGCCACGAGCUGUUGGAGCUGCGGCAGUGGAUCGCCACGGUCUCCCAGAAGCUGCAGUCACACCGGGAGGACACGGGCCCCUGGGACGCCCCGUCCCGAGAGGUCGAAGUCGAGAGGCUGCUGGCUGAGCUCCCGGAGAAGGAAGCCCAGCUGCCCCUGGUUGAAGCGCACGGCCAGCUGGUGAUGAAGAAGUCGUCUCCGGAAGGGGCUGCCGUGGUCCAGGAGGAGCUGGAGGAGCUGGUGGCGUCGUGGCAGGCCCUGAGGCGGCUGGAGGAAAGCCUGCUGAGCCUCAUCAGAAACCGGCAGCUUCAGAGGAUGGAAGUGGACUCGGGGAAGAAAAUGAUUUUCACCAACAACAUCCCAAAGGCCGGGUUUCUCAUCGAUCCCGUGGAUCCUGUUUCCAGGCGUCGCCGUCAGGCAAAUCCGCUCCAGGAUGAAGGCGGCCAUGAAGGUUUCUCCCGGCUCCAGAGGGACUUUGAGCAGUGGCUGGAGGAGGAAAAUGCCAAGCUGGUUAGAAUCAUCGCCAUGAGAACAGCCACCGCCAAGGAUCUGAGGACCCGGGAGACAAAGCUGCAGGAGUUGGAGGCUCGGGUGCCAGAAGGUCAGCAUCUCUUCGAGAACCUCCUUCAACUUGGGCCAGCAAGGGGGACCUCCAACGAGCUGGAGGACUUGCGGUACCAGUGGAUGCUGUACAAGUCCAAGCUCAAGGACUCCAGCUACCUGCUGACACAGAGUUCUCCAGGGGAGCCGACUGGAUUCCAAAAGACUCCGCAGUGGCCGUGGCCGUGGCGGUGGCCGUGGCGGUGGCGAGACCCCUGCGCGCUCUUCCGGAAGGCGUGCCGCGUGGCGCUGCCCCUGCAGCUGCUGCUGCUUCUCCUGCUGCUGCUGCUGUUCCUGCUCCCGGUCGGGGAGGAGCCCCGCAGCUGCUCGCUGGCCAACAACUUCGCCCGCUCCUUCCGGCUCAUGCUCCGCUACAGUGGCCCGCCGCCCACCUAACGGGUGGGGACGCAGGGGACUCUCCUCCCUGACCCUCCGCCGGCCCCCGGGCUGCUCCCCAGCCGCCGGCGGGGCCGCCUCAGUAUACAUACUGUAUUAAUGCGCCCCAAAGAAAACCACUUUUUAUACGGUGUUGUCUUAGUCUAUUUAUACGGAAGAUGGACUGUGCGUGACCAGGGAAUACCGGAUGGACUUUUGUAUCCUCUGUGCAUAGAUGCUCCAUCUGUAUUGUUUCAUAUAGGACAUCUCUUUGUAGGGGGACAUGCCUAGCAGUGUGCGUGUCCGGUGGGAUGGGGUGGCAUUUUUGCCCUGGUCUGCAGUGCCCCCAUCCCCGCCCCACCCCAAAAGCGGGAGCAAUAACAUGUCACUUACAGCCACUGCUUGCCCAGAAGCCAAGCCCCGAGCCCAGACGUCAGUGAGAAGACCCCCAGCUGUGGACGAGCCACACAGGCCCUCGCUCAGCGCCCAGUUACUCCUGCUUUGGACACAGUGAGGACAAAGGACAGCAGCUUAGACGCUCCGUGUUGGAAGCAGAAAUGGUGAUGAUCGAAGGCGGGCCUGGUAACAGCAGUGACAAGUGACAAGUGAUAUCAAGGAAUGAAAAGAAGAGCUGGAAGGAGCAGCCCCAGCACUGAAACAGCAGGAGGGCUCUGUGGGGGCGGGGAGGGGUGUGGAGAGCGGGAACCCCGCCCUCCGCCUCCCAUAGCACAGCGCCAUGCUGGACGUCUGGGGCCGUGACACUGAUCUGCCCGCAGCUGAGCCGGGGCUCCACGUGUUCUAUGCAAGGAGAAGAGAAAGAAACCUCAUCGCUGGGGUCUUCAUGCAGAAUGGGGAGCGCUGCGUGCUGGAUCCCUGGGGAAGACGUGUCCCUUCUGUCACCCUCGGGCUGUUUUUUCCUGGUCUGCACUGGAGCUGAAGGGCCAGGAGGGGAGCAGCCGGCACGCCAGGCACCAGGGAUCUGGGAUCCAGGACAGAGAUCAGAGAUGGACCUUGGAGCUGAGCCUGUCUUGGGGGGCUCUGCCUCUUCCUCCUCCAACAAGGAACUUCAGAGAGAGGCGGGUCUUCUGGGCCCAGAGUGUCCCACAGGUGUCCUCACAAGGGCCCAUGGCCGAGACCACCCCAAAUCCCAAACGAGGGUCCCUCUUGGCAGGGCUAGGCUGUUAAUCUCCCAGCACCCCCUGGGGAGGAGCAGGUGGGGGGGGCACUCCAUGCUGGGCCUUGAGGCUGGAAACAUGUCCCUUCCUCCCCAGGGAACUCUCGAUGGCUCCUAAGUGCAUUAUAACUGGAUCGUGUUUUCCCCUAAAAACACUAAGUGGCCUUUUAGAAAAUGCUUCGUGCCCAUUCUUUAUAAACUGAUUUCGUCUGUUCUCCUCUAGGAGGAGACCAAGGGGGGUGGGGUCAUACAGGCCUUUGGGGUCAUAAAGUGUCCAGACUCAGGAAGGCCCUCUAAAGGGAAGGAAAUUGAGGACCCAGAAGGGUCCUGAUUGACAGCACCAAGCCCCACCCCACAGACCUACACACAUGGCCUCUCCCUGUCCAGUGGCCAAGGGCCCAAAGCCAGGCCUCCCUGAAGCUCGGAGAAGCUGGACAUUCACAGGCAGGAAAAUGGUAUCGCUCAGAAGAGGUCUUGGUUUGCACUCGGAAAGCACACUUUUCGCCGGAUACCAAGAAACCGAACCACAAGACUAUUCACCGGGACCACUACCGUGGACACUCAGGGCUGAGGGAACCAAGGCCUUGGGCCCAGGUGGCUGAGCCCAGGAUGCUCCCUGGGCCAUGUGGGUCCGGUGCUGGAAGGUCAAGGUCAGACUAGGGCAGGGCCUUCGAGCAAUCUCCAUUUCCACUCUCCCACUUUGCAGGUGGGGAGGCUGAGGCCCAGCGAGGAGAGGAACUUAGCCAUGGCCACACAGGAAGAGGUGGGAAGGCCAGAGAGAGCCGGGCACCCCUGUCCCCAGGCUCACGGUGACAGGACCCCGCCCCCCACCAUGUCAGCAGCUCCACAAGGAAUAGGCACUCCAGGCGAAGGCAGCUGUGUCCCCUGUGGCCCCCAUCAGGGAGGGGGAGGGGAGGGCUACA
This is a messenger RNA of Neogale vison (American mink), 5090 nucleotides long. It is a transcript of the gene SYNE3, whose product is annotated as spectrin repeat containing nuclear envelope family member 3. Lineage: Eukaryota; Metazoa; Chordata; Mammalia; Carnivora; Mustelidae. Gene Ontology annotation, biological process: nuclear migration. Gene Ontology annotation, cellular component: cytoplasm; meiotic nuclear membrane microtubule tethering complex; nuclear outer membrane. Gene Ontology annotation, molecular function: actin filament binding. The transcript is spliced from 18 exons. The coding region runs from base 60 to 3014 and encodes 984 amino acids. The record is from RefSeq and is a predicted model, not a curated record.